AUGUCAGAAGGCGGCUCUGCAGGGGAGCCGGGCCCCGCAAGAGGGGGCCAACCUUCGUUGGUCGGGGCCCCGGGGUUUAUCCGACAGCAGCCCCCGGCCCCCCUCACCAUGGGCCGCCUCCCUUCUAUUCGUUCCAGAGACCUCACCCUCGGGAUCUUCAAGAAGAAAACCUUCACUCCUAACAUCAUUAGCCAGAAGAUCAGGGAAGAGCCAAAAGAAGAAAUAUUAGUCAAGAAAGAAAAACGAGAGAGGGACCGAAACUGGCAAUGAGAUGAGCAUGGUCGGGGGAGAGGUCGUCCAGAAGUGAUCCAGUCUCAUUCCAUCUUUGAACAGGGUCCUGCAGAAAUGAUGAAAAAGAAAGGAAGCUGGCAUAAGACCGUGGAUAUGUCAGACUUUGGCCCAUCUCAUAUUAUCAACAUUAAAAAGGAGAAGAGGGAAACGGAUGAGGAAACAAAACAAAUUCUCCGAAUGCUAGAGAAAGAUGAUUUUAUAGAUGACCUGGGGCUCAAGAAUGACACCGGCAAUAAACCCAUGCAGCUUCCUCUGGCCCACUUGGGGUGGCUUUUUAAAGAAGAGAACAAGGAACCUGAUGUGAAGCCCUGGCUAGGGAAGGAAGAGAGCAGGGAGGUAGAUGUGCCAGCACUGAAAGUGAAAGAGGAACCCCAAGAUGAGGAAGACCAAAGCAGUGCCCCCUCCAGGCCUGGCCGGGUGGUACCUGGACUUCCUCAAGAUGUGUCUGUGGAAGACUUACUCAGGGAGCUGAGCUUUGCCAAGGAGAAAGAGCUUUUGUUCUUGCAGCUUCCUGACAUGCUUCCUGGUCAACCUCCCUCCCAGGACAUUAAACCCAUUAAGACAGAGGUUCAAGGAGAAGAUGGGCAAAUGGUGCUUGUGAAGUCAGAGAAAUACCGGGAAGCUAAACUGGCAGAGAACCUAUGUACACUGAGUGACCUGACAGAGGGUCAAGUGGGAAAACUACUUAUCCGAAAAUCAGGAAAGAUGCAACUGCUUCUGGGCAAAGUUACUCUAGAUGUAACAGUGGGUACUUCCUGCUCCUUUUUGCAGGAGCUGGUGUCUGUGGGCAUUGGAGAUAGCAGAACAGGUGAUCUGACAGUGCUGGGCCAUGUAAAACACAAGCUUGUGUGUUCCCCUGAUUUCGAAUCUCUCUUGGAUCACAAACAGCAGUAA
Messenger RNA from Antechinus flavipes (yellow-footed antechinus), 1185 nucleotides. Its product is annotated as DNA-directed RNA polymerase III subunit RPC4-like. The record is from RefSeq and is a predicted model, not a curated record. Gene Ontology annotation, cellular component: RNA polymerase III complex. Gene Ontology annotation, biological process: transcription by RNA polymerase III. Lineage: Eukaryota; Metazoa; Chordata; Mammalia; Dasyuromorphia; Dasyuridae. Gene Ontology annotation, molecular function: DNA binding.